UCGUUUUGUGUGUGUUGAAGAUGUCUGGCAGAGGCAAGGGUGGUAAAGGGCUGGGGAAGGGAGGUGCGAAGCGUCAUCGGAAGGUCUUACGGGACAACAUCCAGGGCAUUACGAAGCCCGCAAUUCGCCGUCUGGCCCGCCGUGGUGGUGUCAAGCGCAUCUCAGGGCUCAUCUACGAGGAGACCCGUGGAGUGCUCAAAGUGUUCUUGGAAAAUGUGAUCCGCGAUGCAGUGACAUACACGGAGCACGCCAAGCGCAAGACGGUCACGGCCAUGGAUGUGGUGUAUGCUCUGAAACGCCAGGGCCGCACUCUCUACGGCUUCGGUGGCUGAGCUGUGCCUGCGGCUUAUCAGAUUACAAAAGGCCCUUUUUAGGGCCACCAAAACCUCAAAAAAAGGGUUGAUAACGCUUAAGGUCCCUGGUGAAUGUGCAAAUAGGUGCUUCAGAGGAGGAUUUACGAUUGCAGUUGUACGGACGGA
Messenger RNA from Dama dama (fallow deer), 479 nucleotides. Its product is annotated as histone H4. Gene Ontology annotation, cellular component: nucleosome. The coding region runs from base 21 to 332 and encodes 103 amino acids. Gene Ontology annotation, biological process: nucleosome assembly. Lineage: Eukaryota; Metazoa; Chordata; Mammalia; Artiodactyla; Cervidae. Gene Ontology annotation, molecular function: DNA binding; structural constituent of chromatin; protein heterodimerization activity. The transcript has a single exon. The record is from RefSeq and is a predicted model, not a curated record.